This is a messenger RNA of Pyricularia pennisetigena, 1647 nucleotides long. RefSeq lists its product as uncharacterized. The transcript has 3 exons. Bases 1 to 1647 code for a protein of 548 amino acids. The record is from RefSeq and is a predicted model, not a curated record. NCBI's taxonomy places the organism in Eukaryota, Fungi, Ascomycota, Sordariomycetes, Magnaporthales, Pyriculariaceae.
AUGAAGGCAUCACCCUACUCCGAGUCCAGGGUUGGCGCGAACUUUGAUGACAUCGUGCACUCCGCCGCGCCAACAUCAUCAACUUACGCCCAAGACCUCUCUCCAUAUAGUAAUUCGCCAUAUAGCUACACGACACCUUCGCGAGAGCACACUCCAGCCUCGAGUGUUCCUUCACCUGCAUUUGAUGACAAAAGUCCUGGACAUUACAGCUCUCUGCAGCAGCCUGUUUCGCAUUCAUAUUAUCCAUAUGUCGGACCCGUCACGACCCAAGCACAGCAACUCCUUCCCAUCAGCGCCCCUCCGGUCACUGAAAGCAACUUUGAAACCCAGAUGGCUGAUUACAUCAGCGCCUCGCCAACAGUGCCAUACUUUGGUCACUUUUGCGUCUCGGAAGUAUCUGCAGAUGUAGACCGCACUGCCCAUCUCAGGGACAGAUAUGUAUUUCCAUCCGCAGCAAUGGACACCAUGCAAACCGCGGAGCAGCAAUUGUUCAACAUAAACGCAUCCGACCAGUCGCUGUAUAGAACAGCAGCAAGGAGUCAUAUGAGUGAUACGCACGCAGCAUACUCUCCGGUGCCUGGCAACAACAUGCAGUCCCCGCAACAAGUCCCAAAGGCAGCAAAACGGCGCAGCACGGCAGCACGAACAGCAAGGGCACGGCCUGUAGCUGCCAGGCGGCGUAGCAUAGCCGCCCGUGCCAAAGAUGAUUCGCCAACAAGGUCCAAAGGCUCCAUCAAGACUGGUGAGGCCUCGUCGGGCUCAAAGUCUGCCAUAAAGCCCACUCUUCAGCUUAGGGACGAGGCAAGGGAAGAAGAAAAGGUUCUCAUGGAGCUUCGUCGAGAACUGUCGGAUGAUAAAGGCAAGGGUAUGUGGGACGAGAUCACCAGGAGGUACAUAAGCAUAUAUGAGCACAUCGAGAGGUCUGCGCUUCAAAUGAAGCUCACCAGGGCGAUUAAUGCGCACUGCAUCUGGCCACAGGAAGAGCUUGAUCUUCUCGUUGAGGCUUAUCGCGUCGACGCUGAGCAGCGAUAUAAUCGUAUCAUCCAAUGGAUGGCAGAAAAUGGAGGCUGCAAGGUUUGGCCGUGGAGGCCAAAGCACAUUGAAGCACAGCUGGUCAAGCUCGGGCUUGAAGAACCAGAGCUUCACAACCAAGAGAGGUCACGCAGGAGGGCAACAAACGCGCGCAAGAAAAACACAUCACAGGCCGUGGCCGUCAUCAACCGCGACCCGCAGGGCAACGGAGACGUUACCACCUGGGUCAGGGUGAUCCCGGCGCAGCCCACGAUAGACUUCAACACCACCCCGUACCAGCAGCCCGCCGUGGCCGCACCCCUCCAGCAGCGGAGCAACGGGUUCACCGGGCCCAGGAAGUUGUCACCGCACCCGCUGGACACUUCGGUCGGUCAUGAGAUCAUCGACCGCCAUUUCUUCAGCGACGAGGCUCGCAACAAGAUGCUUGACCAAAUUGAACAAAAGUACUACCCUGAUGACACACCUACCACCGCUGAUUCUGCCGAUUUCCUCGAAAACGUCAAACCUGAAACCCAGAGCCCAGUCGAAACACGGCAAGGCUCGGGCUUUCAUUCCAACAUGGUGAUGAGGAGCGCCCAGCAGCACGAGAGCGGCCAACAACACGGUAGCGGCUAG